Messenger RNA from Prorocentrum cordatum, 1756 nucleotides. The record is from the annotation of a GenBank genome assembly. Lineage: Eukaryota; Dinophyceae; Prorocentrales; Prorocentraceae.
CGUACAUGUUAGCCACGGCAUAUCAGCGCGAACGCCUUAGCAAAACGACGAGCAUUGCACAGCUUUGCACAACAAAAGCAACAUGGCGAAGGCAAGUAAAACGGUGGGGCCAGCCUGCAGGGCGCGAAGAUAUUCAUUGGCGGCCCUAAGGAUGCGAAGAUAACCGCGCAUGGCGCACCGCGGGGCGCGAUUUGCGAAUACAGGUGACCUAGGAGCCUUCUUGCGUAUUAAUUCUUCAAACACGCGGCAACAGGAAUCCGUGGCCGUAAGCAUGUAUUGAUCAAUCACGUUGCAUCUUGUUUUUUUUUCAGAAAGCGGCUGUGAGGCACUGCCAGACCCGAAGGCAUGUGCAGCGUUGGCGAAAUGGACAAGACCGAGACUGGCACAAAGAUGUACAUGACGCUCUACCCGGAGAAGAGCACGGAUGGUGGCCUGCGCCUGGGAAAUAUUUGUCCAGAUUUCUCAGCCGAAACCACGCACGGCCCGAUGCCUAGUUUCCACGAGUGGAAAAAGGGCAAAUGGGCAAUCCUUUUCAGCCACCCGGCAGAUUUCACUCCCGUCUGCACAACGGAGAUCGGCCGUUUGGCGCUCAAGUACGACCAGCUGACAGCGCUGGAUAUCAAAUUGGCCACUCUCUCUGUCGACCCUGUGAAGUCGCAUGAGGAAUGGCUCCGUGACGUUGUGGCCCACUGCGAGAACAAGAUUGAGGUCAAAUUCCCCAUCAUCGGCGACGCCGACCGCAAGAUCUCCAAGAUGUACGGCAUGAUCGACCCCGGGACGUCGGACGAGCAGUCUUUGCCGCUCACGAUCCGCGCCGUCUACAUCAUCAACCCAGAGAACAAGUUGAUGUUGAUGUUGAACUAUCCAGCCUGCGUCGGCCGCAACAUGGACGAGAUUGUGCGUUGUUGCCAGGCCUUGCAGAUGUCAUACCAGAAGUCAGUCGCGACGCCGGCCAACUGGCCGUACAACCACGAGAGCAUCGGCAUGAAGGGCGCCUUGUUCUUGCUCCCGACGGUGUCCAAAGAGGACGCGGACAGCAAAUUCGCAGGCUACAAGACGUGCGAGGUCCCCUCGGGUAAGUCGUACCUUCGCCUCAUUCAGGCAAAAGACCUCGGCAUGCCGCAUCUGAUGCCUGCGGAGAAGCCAAACGGGGCCUCCCCGGAGUGCGGCUGCAGCGUGAUGUGAUCAUUCCCGCGCAUCUUGAGAAGCGUGUAGAGCACGCGUGUGCGCGCCAUUUGGAAUUCAGGCGGUGUGGAGCUCCCAAUGCAUGACCCUUCCAUGGACCCCCGUCGCCCUCCGUCAGGGAUGUCGCCCCCCGUCAGGGACCUGCAAAAAACAGCGUCCUGAUCGGCACCCCGCCAGUUUUUCGCCGCUGCCCGUCCACCCGCUGCGCUUGACGCCUGGCGAGAUGCCGGCGGGCACCGCGCGCGAGGUCCCUGAGCGCGGUGGGCGCUUGCAGCGGAUCCCUGGUCCAUGCUACCGUGGACCCUUCCAUGAGUUUCGUCUUCGCUUCCCCCGCAGGAGACGAAUUGGUCACCGGCGUGGCCCUGCGCCCGAUGUGUCCUCAUGUCGAGGCCCCUCCGCCGAGAACUGACCAAUUUCCACUUGCUCAGAGGGCAUUGCCUUGCCUCUGUAUUGGUUCCCUCGGCGCUGGCAAGGUAUGGUGCAGUCGCCGUGGCGCUCUUCAGCAAGGGACCGAGAGGCACACAAAAGCACGAUGCAUCUGGAAGAGAGGGGCGGUGGAGCCGAUGGAGAG